Messenger RNA from Salmo salar (Atlantic salmon), 2779 nucleotides. Its product is annotated as 5'-AMP-activated protein kinase catalytic subunit alpha-2. Gene Ontology annotation, cellular component: cytoplasm. Gene Ontology annotation, biological process: intracellular signal transduction; protein phosphorylation. The record is from RefSeq and is a predicted model, not a curated record. Gene Ontology annotation, molecular function: protein serine/threonine kinase activity; ATP binding. Lineage: Eukaryota; Metazoa; Chordata; Actinopteri; Salmoniformes; Salmonidae.
UAUUCGAGAUGAGUGUUGUUGGCUUGUCCAGUGUCCGGCGGACUCACCUCCUCCGCACGUCGCGCCCCACAGCCAGCGCACGGAGCAGAGAGCUCAAGCCUACCGGAGCCGUUUAAAGAUGGCAGAACGACAGCAGAAACACGAAGGCGGCCGAGUGAAGAUCGGACAUUAUCUUCUCGGAGACACUCUGGGCGUCGGCACCUUCGGCAAAGUAAAGAUUGGAGAGCACCAGUUGACAGGUCAUAAGGUGGCAGUGAAGAUCCUGAACAGACAGAAGAUCAGGAGUCUGGACGUGGUGGGCAAGAUCAAACGAGAGAUACAGAACCUCAAACUAUUCAGACACCCUCACAUCAUCAAACUGUACCAGGUGAUCAGUACUCCUACAGAUUUCUUCAUGGUGAUGGAGUAUGUCUCAGGAGGAGAGCUGUUUGACUACAUCUGCAAACACGGACGGGUAGAAGACAAAGAGGCUCGUCGGUUGUUCCAACAGAUCAUCUCAGGGGUAGACUACUGCCACAGACACAUGGUGGUUCACAGAGACCUCAAACCUGAGAAUGUUCUGCUGGACCAUUCCAAGAACGCCAAGAUAGCUGACUUUGGGUUGUCAAACAUGAUGUCAGACGGGGAGUUCCUGAGGACCAGCUGUGGAUCUCCCAACUACGCUGCUCCUGAAGUCAUCUCUGGAAGGUUAUAUGCUGGCCCUGAGGUGGAUAUAUGGAGCUGUGGGGUGAUCCUGUAUGCCUUGCUGUGUGGGACUCUGCCCUUUGAUGACGAACAUGUUCCCACACUGUUUAAGAAGAUCAGAGGGGGCGUGUUCUAUAUGCCAGAAUACCUCACUCGCCCCGUCGCCUCCCUGCUGCUGCUCAUGCUGCAGGUCGACCCAUUGAAGAGAGCCACCAUUAAAGACAUUAGGGAACAUGAGUGGUUUAAGCAGGACCUGCCAGGCUACCUGUUUCCUGAGGACCUGUCUUAUGACUCCACAGUUCUGGACGAGGAGGCCGUCAGGGAGGUGUGCGACAAGUUUGAGAGCACCGAGUCUGAGGUGAUGUCCAGCCUGUACAGCGGAGACCCCCAGGACCAGCUGGCGGUAGCAUACCAUCUGAUUAUAGACAACCGUCGUAUCAUGACCCAGGCCAGUGAGUUCUACCUGGCCUCCAGCCCUCCCCAGGGCUCCUUCAUGGAGGAUGGCAUGCCCCUGCCUCCCGGGGUCAAACCACACCCAGAGAGGAUGCCCCCCCUGCUGGUAGACAGCCCUAAGGCGCGCUGCCCGCUGGAUGCCCUCAACACCACCAGAGCCAAACCCCUGGCAGUGAAGAAAGCCAAGUGGCACCUGGGCAUCAGGAGUCAGAGCAGACCCUAUGACAUCAUGGCUGAGGUCUACAGGGCUAUGAGACAGCUACAGUAUGACUGGAAGGUGGUGAACCCAUACCACCUGCGUGUUCGGAGUAAGAACCCAGUAACAGAUAACCUGGUGAAGAUGAGUCUCCAGCUGUACCAGGUGGACAACAGAUCCUACCUGCUGGACUUCAAGAGCAUCGAUGAUGACAUCAUGGAGGCAGUAGGGUUUAAGUCGGGUUCUUCCACCCCUCAGAGGUCAGGCUCCACAGCAGGGCUCCAUAGACCCAGACUCAGUGUGGACUCAGCCUUACCUGCCGUGGAUCUCCCCCAGCUCAGCUCCUCCCUGCCUGGGUCGCUGUGCUUCAGCGCUGCCCUCCUCACCUCCACCCCCACCUCCACCCCGCGCCGGGGCAGCCACACCAUGGACUUCUUUGAGAUGUGUGCAAGUCUCAUCACCACACUGGCCCGCUAGAGAAGGUUAACCCCGCUGGAUAACGUGAAGUCAGGAAAACUCCAGGUCCUACUUGCAUAACCUCUAAAACAGAACCCUGCCCUGAGCCUUGUAGUUAGACACUUUGAUAUCGGUGUGAUCCUGGCCUAAGUUUAGUAGAGCACUGUCCGCUGCAGGACAGAUGUGCCUCUAACCACAUAUCUAGGGUCAGUUGUGUGUUGUUACCUCCCUAUGUUAUAGGUUUGGGCUGGGUAUGGGAAACUGAUUCUAGAUCUGUGGUUAGGCUUCCUGUCUGUCUAGAGCCAGUCUUGCCAUGGGAAAGGUUAGGGGUUAGAGAUCAAACUUGCUGGGGCAAGGUCAUGUUAGGUCAAAUCUACUGUAUCCCAUAGACUGUACAAAGAUGGGCAGCUCCUCCCACAUUACUCUCAACCUCCAAUCAGCUGCUGAAUAGCCAUCACCAUAGAACUAGCCUUAACGGAAUUGCAAACAAUUUUAUGCAUCCGGUUUUCAGGGAUACAGUUAAUUCAACUUAGCUUUCUUUUCCGCUGAAAACCGGAUGUGUGAACUCCGCUAAGACGUUUUGUUUUAUGCCUACUACGUUAGGUUACCAUAGAUCAAACACGUUUCAGUUUUAAUUUUAAAUGGUUUUUAUAACGACACAGAUUUUGUUAUCCAUAUCAUAUAUUUAUAUUGCUAUCAUUUUGAGUAGAUGUUGAUUGAAUGACAUACCAAAACAAAUUGUUUCUAUAUACAAAGAGGAUUGUUAUUAUUUAGAUACCAGAUUCUUAUUUAUUUUUAGAGAUUGUUUUAAAGACUGUGUGUGGUUACUGAUUAUUGAAGCACUGCUGAUGUUUGAGAAUUCCAAGCUGAGUUUGAAGAGAUUUUAGGUGAUGAGAGGUCGUAGAGAGAGGAGGCUAGCUGACUGGCAAUAUAGUUCUGUGGAUUAGUUGGCACUGAUGCUAACGUGGCUAGCUGACGGAGGAGGAGGUG